Messenger RNA from Carya illinoinensis, 929 nucleotides. RefSeq lists its product as uncharacterized. The record is from RefSeq and is a predicted model, not a curated record. NCBI's taxonomy places the organism in Eukaryota, Viridiplantae, Streptophyta, Magnoliopsida, Fagales, Juglandaceae. The coding region runs from base 343 to 651 and encodes 102 amino acids. The transcript is spliced from 5 exons.
GAAGCCCUUCUUCAUUACGUUCGCCACCAUAUGCGGCGUCGUCCCCGGGAUUAUUGGUUACGCCGUGAUGCAGCUCACCAACUCUCGCAACCCUGAGCUCGAAGCCCGUCUCCGCAACAAUCCCCGCCCAGAAACAAUCCGGUUGAGUCCUAAAUGACAAAAGGGAGUGCAAUCCUCUUGAUGGGUGUAUUGUCCAAUGCUUCUGAUAUGCCCUUCAUGAUAGCCAACAUCUAGAUCUUUGAGUUUUAGUUUCAGAUACAGAAUUAAAAAAGUAAUAUGAUCAUGCCCUUCAAUGUCACACAUAUUUUCUAAAUUAUGAGAGUAGCAUGAUCGUUCCCUUACAUGGAUGGUAUGGAAUCGUGUAUACCAGGCUUCUACAUAAAUGAUUUAAAGCACAUAAACAUGAGGAGAGUGAAGGGAGAAAAAUCCAAUAUGCCCGAACAAAUUUUGGAGAUCAAGAUGAUGGGGAAAGCAAAUCGAGAGAGACUGGCAGAAUACCUUGGGGAGCUGCAGCGGAAAGAGGAUACAAAUGACCGUUAUGUUGCUGCUCUGAGAGGAGAAACGUUGACUAGGAACCCUUAUGUGAGAAUACAACCAAUCCCUAAACCAAGCAACACUGGGGCUGAAAAGGAGCAAAAGGCCGAGAAGUAACAAAAGUAGAUGAUGAGGUGGGUCUACUGAUGAUGUGAAGGCUUUCUGUUUGUGGGUAUGUUUAGGUUGUCAUUGGAUGAGUAAUGGAAGGUUUCACUCUUUUUGAAUGAUAUUCAACAUCUGUUCAUUGUGACGAGACAAGUAAUUAAAAUAUUUGUCUUUGGAUGUCAUUCAGCAUCUACUGGGCUGUGUGCUUGUUCUGUAAUGUUUCAUGAUAUGGGAGAACUUUUCCCUUCCAUGGUAUAAUAUAUAAAAUGAGAUCUAUCUUAUGUUCUUUA